AUGAACGAAAAUCUAUUCGCCUCUUUCGUUACCCCAACAAUAAUAGGCCUUCCUAUUGUUAUCCUUAUCAUUAUACUCCCACCAAUACUUUUAACUUCAUCUAAACGACUUAUCUCCAACCGAUUCCACUCAUUCCAACAAUGGUUAAUUAAACUUAUCAUUAAACAAAUAAUACUAAUUCACUCUCCUAAAGGACGGACAUGAUCCCUCAUACUAGUAUCUCUAAUUAUAUUUAUUGGCUCAACAAAUUUACUAGGCCUCCUACCCCAUACAUUUACCCCUACAACACAACUGUCAACUAACCUAUGUAUAGCUAUCCCUCUAUGAGCCGGAGCCGUAAUCUUAGGCUUCCGCCAUAAACUAAAAGCCUCACUAGCCCAUUUCUUACCCCAAGGCACCCCAAUCUCCCUUAUCCCCAUACUUAUUAUCAUCGAAACCAUUAGCUUAUUCAUCCAACCCAUGGCCUUAGCAGUACGGCUAACAGCCAACAUUACUGCAGGACACCUGUUAAUUCACCUCAUUGGAGGAGCUACACUAGUACUAACAAGCAUUAGCCCCCCAACAGCCACAAUUACAUUUAUUAUUCUAGCCCUACUGACUAUCCUAGAAUUCGCAGUAGCCCUAAUUCAAGCCUACGUAUUCACCCUUCUAGUCAGCCUAUAUUUACAUGAUAACACCUA
Messenger RNA from Myodes glareolus (Bank vole), 680 nucleotides. NCBI's taxonomy places the organism in Eukaryota, Metazoa, Chordata, Mammalia, Rodentia, Cricetidae. The record is from the annotation of a RefSeq genome assembly.